AUGGUGAAGUUCGUUGUUGUUCGACAUUGCGGAUUAGCCAGAUCCGGGCGUCUCACCGAAUGGGGCAUUCCUCCGCAUACUGACCCCGACGAUAAGAUGCAAUGCAUUUUAGAUCAUCAGACACCGACCUUCAUGGUCUACACUAGAGGCGGACACAUCCCCCAUCUCACUUGGGACACCUUCAACAGCAAGGUGAAUAUCCAACAAAGGCCUAUCUUUCAUGUCUCCUACGGAAAUAUGUGAGUUUUGGAUUUUUUUGUAUGCGGUAAUAUAAUAUUAUACAUGAACAUUUCACCCCAAAAUGACAAUGUUAUUGUUUUCCUUGCAGAUCCGAACUCUUGGAACACUGCCGGAAGACAAACAAACCCCUCUCGGAGUAUAUGGGAAUGUCGGUGGGUAUCUUCACGUGAUGUGUAAUAUGAAAUAUGGUUUCAGGAUGAUGCCCUUAUCCAUUUCAGUCUCUUCGAUCCUCUGGGCAAAAGAGUAACUGGCCUGAAUCGGACCAAGGAUAUUGCGAUUUGGACAAAAGGAGGUAAAAGAAUGGUAAGCAAAGGAAAUCAAGUUUUAUUAGGUUAUAACAUACGAUCAGAGGUGUAGAGAAUGGAAAUUUUAGAGAAUGUGAACGUAAGAUGUCUUUUGGCUAAUGUUUAGGGUCUAGUUAUACCGAUUAUUUCAACGUUUGAGAUGACUUUCAGGUGGAUUCAGCCAUUUAUCGCUCUCUCGUUCACACGGUCCAAGCAAAUACAGUAGGAUCGAUGUUGGACUACGACACUCCCCCUCCCAGUCAAAAUAAACGGCUCUCCAAAGCUGUCCAACGGACGACCACCUUCUGGGAACAGUGCUAUGAUCAACACCCUCUAUAUGUAUGUUGUUCAAUAUAAAUUAAGAUGACUUAGAUCCUAAACAUUAUACGUUUGGUUUGUUUAUUACAAAAUUUCUUCUUUUCAGUGCUCCCUAUUUUUAGUCCUCGGCGGUGGCCAAAGUUCCUACCAUCGAGCCGCCUUGUCUCGCGCAGCCAGCCUCAAUACCCAUGCUGUUGGGUAUACUGUAGAUUUGAUGGAAUACUCACAAAAUCCAAAUACAGAUGUUAGAAAGGAUUUUGAUAUAGAAGAACUGUCUGAUCUACUUCAACAUUCAUUAGUAAGUAUAGUCUGUAUGUAUUUGUCUCGGUUGAGGGGCCCACUAAGUACAAUGUAAUAUAAUUUCAGGAUGGUCUCCCGUUGAACAAACCUCGUCUAGUCGAAGGGGUUUUCGACCCAUCGCAAAUAUUCGAAUUGGUCCGCCUAGGUGUCGAUAUCUUCGACUCAUCCUAUGCUGUCCUCAUGGCCGAAAAAGGCCAAAUUUUCCGUGUCGCAAAUGAUUUCCCCAAACAAAAUACCUUUGAAUUAUUCGAUUUUACCUCAGAAAAGUAAGUAGAAUUUCGCUUGUUAGUUGAUAGAACAUUUAAAUUACCAUUUCGCGUAUUGAACACUGCUCACCAGAAAAUUGAAUAAGAUUAACGAAAUUUAAGAUAUCAAGAAGAUCUCACACCAAUCGUCGAUGACUGCUCCUGUUACUCGUGCUCCAAUUACACCAAAGCCUACCUCGCCCACCUCAUGAACACAAGAGAACUCUUGGGCCCCAUGUUAACAGUAAUGUAA
Messenger RNA from Bursaphelenchus xylophilus (pine wood nematode), 1640 nucleotides. NCBI's taxonomy places the organism in Eukaryota, Metazoa, Nematoda, Chromadorea, Rhabditida, Aphelenchoididae. The record is from the annotation of a GenBank genome assembly.